CGCGUAGACCCACGAAAGCCCCACACUUCCUGUUGGGAAAAACAUUUUCAAACAAGGAAAUUUCUUUUUGAAAAAGAAAGCACUGGAAUUUAUGUUGUCCACUAAUAAUACAUACAGAUAUAUAUAGAGAUAAAGAAAGAGAGGGAGAGAUUAUCAUGUACUCUGGUAUUACUUAAAUUAUGAACACCCAGAAAAGCACCAGCCUGUUGCUUCUCUCUAGCCUUGUGAUUGGCCUAGUGAUGAUCUUGGCCCAUGGAGUUCAGCCAGCAUAUUCAUGCCGGGUUCUUCUCGAACCUCUCCAGAAGAAUUAUACAGCGAGAAAGUUUAGGUUGCCGCCGGCGCCACUUGAAAAGCCGUCGAUUCACAUCUGCGCCAGCAUUUCCCCGCCGGGAAGACACGGAUGAUCAUCAUGGUUUGGAAAUGUGGCCGGACAACUUCCAAAUGCUUAUGUAGGCAGCCGUUAACUCCGGCCAUUUGUAUUUUAGGUGAACGUACAACUUUUCGGUUCUUCUCACUACAUUAGUUCCUUAUCGACCCUGUGGUACUUCUUAAAAGAAAAAGGUCCUUUGUGCCAUCGCGAGACAAGGAAAGCUUGUCUGGCAAUCUUAUUUUUAAUGAAUAUUAAAUUUUUUU
Messenger RNA from Linum trigynum, 633 nucleotides. Lineage: Eukaryota; Viridiplantae; Streptophyta; Magnoliopsida; Malpighiales; Linaceae. The record is from the annotation of a GenBank genome assembly.